Clupea harengus (Atlantic herring) is the source of this 986-nucleotide messenger RNA. RefSeq names its product DNL-type zinc finger (gene dnlz). NCBI's taxonomy places the organism in Eukaryota, Metazoa, Chordata, Actinopteri, Clupeiformes, Clupeidae. The record is from RefSeq and is a predicted model, not a curated record. Gene Ontology annotation, molecular function: zinc ion binding; protein-folding chaperone binding. Gene Ontology annotation, biological process: protein import into mitochondrial matrix; protein stabilization; protein folding. Gene Ontology annotation, cellular component: mitochondrion.
AAGAUAGUGGGCUACCACCUGUGUGAAUAGUUCCUACAGGUUAGCUACAAAUGUCUUUAACUUUUGGGAUGGACUUCUAAAUUUGAAUUAUGCCAUAAUCGCAUGUGGUAGGCCAUACCACGCCGUACAUAUACUCUGUAGCUAACCUCAGUCAGACUUUUUUGAGUUUUAACUGAAGCGUCAACGCACUACAGGCUAGAGCAUAGACAUAGUAUACAUGUCUAUGGGCUAGAGUCGCGUGACGUCAUACAACUGCGACUUUAGCGUGACGAAAUCACGUGAAAGUCGAAUUACCAAAACAGGAAGUUCCACAACAUGUCUUCUGCUACUAAAGUUAUGUUUCCAGCAUCCCGAGCCCUGUUCAAUUGUGUAUUACCCGGACAUGUUUUUCUUCGUGCACAUGCACGUGUGAUAUCCCGCUUUACACGUGGAUGCGGUCAAUGGGUGAGGUUGUCCCCUACAGCUCGCUGUCCGUUCUCGCAUGGACAUAGGGCGAAUGGGCGAUUCAGUCUGGACAUUUCACAGACGUUCUAUACCACAGCAAGCGUCAGCGGUGAAGCCAUCGGCAGCAUCCAAUCUAAACAUUAUCAGCUGGUAUACACGUGUAAGGUGUGCUCCACCCGAACAUCGAAGAAGAUAUCCAAGGUGGCCUAUCAUAACGGUGUUGUCAUAGUGACGUGCCCUGGAUGCAAGAACCAUCACAUCAUCGCAGAUAAUCUGGGCUGGUUCUCCGACCUAGAGGGCAAAAGAAAUAUUGAAGAGAUCCUGGCAGCCAAAGGCGAAGCAGUGCGAAAGAUUGAAGGAGAUGCUGCACUGGAGAUUCUGAUGGAGAAGUCUGGCGAAGAAGCACAAGAGCAGAAACAAGAACAGGAAACUGCAGCUUUGCCAUGCAACUCUGAGAAAACUUGACCAACAUAUAUUUUUAUAUAUCUAAUGUUUUUUGUUGAUGUUUUUGUCUUUCAGAAUAAAUUAUUGUUUACAUUUAA